Danaus chrysippus (African queen) is the source of this 2328-nucleotide messenger RNA. NCBI's taxonomy places the organism in Eukaryota, Metazoa, Arthropoda, Insecta, Lepidoptera, Nymphalidae. The record is from the annotation of a GenBank genome assembly.
AUGCUAUCUGUCGGCAAAUUCGUAUCACUAGUUCAGCAGAAGAAACAGCAGUGGGCUCAGGAGAGAGAAGAGAUGUCACAUCUUUACCUUCCUUGGGGCUCGGGAGAGCGGUACACUAAUCGUUUGCAAAUACGGAAUCAAUUCGCGAGUUCCCUGGACCUACACAAACAGUCAUCAUACGAGUACCAAGAGCCGAUCCAUCGACAAAGAAGCCCCAGUCUACCACCGAUCCAUAAUGUCCAAGUUAAAAAACUAGAUGAAGCCAAAACAAAGGAUACGAUAAAUCGUAAUGUAUCCGCUGCAAAGAGAUUUGCGUUUUACGACGAUGACGCGGAAGGUGAUACCUCUGGUUACGGAAGUGAAACUAUCAACCAGCAUAACUUGAACCAGUGUGGAACAUUCUAUGACAUGGGGAAUAACAACCCUGUGGUGGCCUGGCAGCAACUUGGAAACGAAAACAGGAAACCUUCAAGUGGUCGGUCUGGUAUGACGGACGGGGCUUUGUCGGCUCGGAGUACGUCCGGCGUGGAUGAGGGAAGACCUCGCUGGGGUGACAGGGGGGUCGCCACGGGACGACUGUGGGAACCAACAGCCCCCACAGCUAGACUACCACAGAUGCCGAAUCAAAAGAAAGGAACUCCAUCAUGGUUGGAGCGUGGCCUUAAUAUGAUUGAGAGAGCAUCUGAUGUAAUUAUUGUCGACCAAAGCUCUACAAAUUCAGGUUUAGACUGUGAUCGAUCUUCUUUGCAUGGAAGUGAUGAAGGAAGAUCGUUUCUCAGAGGACAAAAUGUACCGAUAGAACCAGAAAUAAAAGCUCAAAGAGAAAGCAAACGUAUGAAAGCACUUGAACUACAAUCCGCAAUAUUAAAUCAACUCGAAGAACGGGAAAAACAACGCCAGGAAGAGAGGGAGAGAAAAAUAAAAGAAGAGCGAUUAGAGGAGCUAAGAAUACAAAGACAACAAGAAGAAGAUAAGUUGAGAUUAGAAGCAGAAAAUAAGCGAAAUAUAGAAAAGCAGCUUCAGGAACAACGUAAAUUGGAAACGCUUAAAAAGGCCCUCGAAGAUGCUGAAAUAAAGGCGAGGCAAGAGAAAGAAAAAAGAUUCAACUAUCAUAGAAAAAUGGCGUGUUUAAAUAAUUCAAAUGAAAAGAAUGAUCCAAGUGAUAAAGAGAACGAAUCACUUCCACCAGAAGAAUUACCGAGUCCGACUAAGUCGUGCAGUCCAACAAAAACACACAGAACUUACAACGUUCAAUCAACAACUAGCGAAAAAAAGGAAAAUAAUUCUCAACAAACUUCAACAUUCAACUCUCCCAGGUCACUAACAGCGAGCAAUUUGAAUUUAUUUAUCCACAACAUCGCCCCUUUAUCUUUAACAGAAAAUCAAUUUAAUAUUGUGCCAAUCGGAAUCACUAAUCCUGCCGAUAUCGUUAAUUGCCAAACAAACAAUAUACAACUAGCCGUUUUAGUACCUCAAAAUAAAAAUAUUUGUACCAUGUCAUUAUUAAAUUCAACGCACGUCGGUGAUAUGGGUGAAAUUGAAAAGAUUCUUACGCCUAGGAAAUAUCGAACACUUAGAACGAGAGACGCCUAUACUCAGACUGAUCCAUACAAGUUGUGCUCCUCUACCGUUGGUAAAGAUAAUGACGAAAAAGAAAGAAGUAUAGACAAAGAUUAUCCUAAUAUAGAUGAAAAUGCUCCUCAAGAAUCACACCGCAUUUCCACCAAAAAAGAAAGACGUCUAAGGUCAGAAGAAAGGUUUAAAAAAGAUAUAGAAAGCCGUCCAAAGUGGGGAGCUAAUAAACCUAUAGCGCAAUACAAAAAACAAAGCGAGAAGGAUCCGUUCUACAUACAAAAAAGAAAAGUUCGACAUUAUUCAUCACAUUCAAGUGAAGACAGCCGAUCACCGAGCCCGCAAACAAGAAGUGAUAAAACAUUACCUGUCAGCCUGAAACAACGUAAUUCAUUGAGUCAAUCGCAUUGGAAAAACAAACGCGUUAAUCAAGACCUCUCAGUGACAGCUUACAAAGUCUCAAAUAAAGGAAUUCCCGAAUUUACAUCCUUAAGUCAGAUAACAGGAAACGAAAAAACCGUUACGAAGGAAUCCUCUCAAACGAAUUCCUUAAAAAGACUUACUUUGUCCCAAAAAUUUAUUAACGAUAAGUAUGGAAGUAGAAAAAUGUCGUUCGAUGACGUAAACGACAGAACUACAAGGUGUAGCUUAAGCGAUUUGGAUAACCCGAAAAGAGAUAAUGAUAAGUUAUUUUUUAAAACAAAUGUUUCACCUAAAGAUCAACCUGAUAUUUAUAAAUCGAAAAUAAGAUUGUGA